Molecule: messenger RNA, 414 nt
Organism: Vicia faba (fava bean)
Lineage: Eukaryota; Viridiplantae; Streptophyta; Magnoliopsida; Fabales; Fabaceae
Source: the annotation of a GenBank genome assembly
AUGUUUACCUUUCCCUUCAUAUGGGAUAAAAGACGUUCGAUGGCGAUUUCAUUGUUUGAUGAUUUUCAGCCGGUUGUUUCACCAGAUAUCCAAUACAAAUAUGACAAGUUUGGCUUAGGUUUCACUUCAAGUGCUCAGAAGGCUAUACGUCGCACUCGUGUUGGAGGACCACCCCUGAAGAUCAGCAACCGUGAAGUCAACGCGGUAGAGGAUGAUGAAAAUGGUUGCAACCUGGAGGAUUGGAUCUUCCAACUAUCAGUGGAAGGCUCAAUAAUUGGGAGGAUAGAGAUUUUGUCCCGGUCACUUUUAUCCCAUAAUAAUUUGUCUUUACAUUUUGUUGGAUCUGUAAUAUUAAAACAAUUCAAACUCUUAAAACCUUGUGUCUUACCCGAGGCACAAUUGGUCCAUUUGUAA